UGGCUUGGUUUGAGUGCGGCUGAAAGUGGCUAGAUUGGCCGACCGCAACAGUCAGCACUGGCAGUAAGCUGAGCAUAAAAACAUCUGACACACUGUCCCGCCUUUCUCUCUCCUUGUUUCCUCUAUUGCAAAGUUAUCUAUGUGCAUUUCCUGUUUAUUGAUUUGAAAGUUGAUUGAUUAAUUUUCGAUCUGUUUCGUCCGAACAUCCCGAUCGGCCACGUGACCUCCUGGACCCCUUUCCCAGGUUUCGCGUCUUUCGAUAUCUAUCAAAAAGCCAUCACAUCUCACAGUGGCUUCAAUAACCACCUCAGCCAGAAUGCCCCCAGACUUUACAUUUCCGCCCCGCUAUACCUCCCGCUCCAACCCAGCACAACCACCACGCAUCCCCACCUCGCCCCCAAACUUCGGCUUCCCCUACUUCCCAACACCACCAAACCCAACAGCCGUCUCAAUGCCCGACAUCACCUCUCCCAUCACACCGCUUUCUCCUAUCCCCGCCCUCCCCGGCUCAACUUCAAAAUCACCAUUCUUAACCAUCCCCUUGGAACUCCGCCUCCAGAUCUACUCCUACGUCCUCCUCGCCCACCCAGUCCACCACGCCCACCUCGCUCCUCUCGAUCCACCAACGACCUUCUCCGGAAUGAGCACGGAGGAAUUCCACACCACGCGCCUCGCCCCUACGUCAAACGGUGAACGAGAGCGGGAGACGGAGGUCAGGACGCUCAUCACGCGCCUCGCGCCCUCGUCCUCCUCCGCGCAGGAAAUAAACGCGCUCUACCCCAUCUCCGCCCCCACGAGCCUCACCUCACCGCGCCAAACCAGGGUGCAGGGCAAGAUCCCGACCGCGUUACUUGUGUCUUGCAAACAGGUGUACGGGGAAUGCAAGAUGGUGCCGUGGGAGCGGAAUACGUUUACGUUCAUCAAUUGGUUCUGGAGCGGUGUUUAUGCGGCCCGGCAGUUCACGAGGAGUCUGCGCCCGUGGCAGAGUGAUGGGAUGCGGUAUGUGGGUGUUGAGGUCCUUGGCAGGGAUCUGAAGGUUGAUGGCACGGGGAAGAUUGGCGCGUCAGUAGGCGUUGCGGAACGCGGAGAGUGGUGGGAGCUUUGCUCGCUGUGGAAGGGGGCCUGGGGGCUGAGGUUGGGGCUCAAGGGCGCUGUGGGGGGUGAGAAGGGUAGGUUGGUUGAUGGGAGUGGAGGGUGGAAUGGCGAGCACGGUCAAGCUGGAGAUGAGGGGGAGGAGAAAGCGAGCGGGGUGCUGGAUGUCAAGGCUGGGUGGGUGAAAGAGGGGUUAUUGAACAUGAGGCAGUUGAGAUGGGUGGAGAUUGAAGUUGAGGAUGAGGACGUUGAGCGGGAAGAGAAGAUCAGGUUUUGUGGGGAAUUGGAAGCCGCGUUCAACACCGAAUUGCAACAAGACAUGGACGGAGAAGAGAGGAGGAAAGUGAAAGUCAUCUUCAUCGAGCGGCGCAAAGUCGCCGAAGACCCAAGUUGAUUGGUGCUUGUGCAAAGCUAUUGAUGCGCUGUAUUUUUUGUGGCCUGGCGUGGGGCUUGCGGCUGAGUUCGCUAGGUGGUGAGAUUCGGGCUGCUUUGAAGCUGUGGUGGCCUUGAUUUGAGAAGGGGCGCUUGAUAG
Hyaloscypha bicolor E is the source of this 1624-nucleotide messenger RNA. RefSeq lists its product as uncharacterized. The coding region runs from base 317 to 1486 and encodes 389 amino acids. Lineage: Eukaryota; Fungi; Ascomycota; Leotiomycetes; Helotiales; Hyaloscyphaceae. The transcript has 2 exons. The record is from RefSeq and is a predicted model, not a curated record.